GUUAAGUUUGUCGCAUUCUCCAACAUCAUUCUUCGCAUCAUACACCUCCCUCGUUUUCACACAUCCUGCAAACCAGUCUUCUGCAACCGCAUCUUCACCGUCCAGCACCCGCCGCCGACAUGUCGAACCUUGCAGACAUCUUAGAGAAUGAAGUCAUUCCAACCGCUCCGCCAACUGAGGAGAAGUCAACCCAGUCAGCCCAUGAGCAACUCGCGGAAUUGACAGCCAAGGCAACUGCAGAAUAUGCCGUCAAGCACUACUCCGAAGCAGCCGAGCUAUACUCCCAGGCCACAGAGUUGCAAGCCGAGGUGAAUGGGGAGAUGGCACUAGAAAAUGCAGACCUAUUAUACUCAUACGGAAAAUGUCUUUUCUUCCUCGGGCAGCAGACCAGCUCGGUCCUAGGCGGCACUGCAGCGUCGGCGCAACUGUCGAAUACCAAGAAGAAAACAACGUCAAAAAAGCGCAAAUCUACGGGGCAUGCCAAUGGUUCUACAAACGGCGCGCAAACAGGUGAAAGCUCCAAGGCAGCCGGCGCAGUCGCAGAAGAAUCAGUGCCCAAUGUGGGCGACGUGAUCCCAGAACAGGAUGUGAAGCAAGAGGACAGCACCACCGAUACACCAUUCUUCCAAAUCACUGGCGAUGACGAGAAUUGGGAUGAGUCUGAUGAUGAGGAAGCAGACCAGGAUCAAGAGGCCGAGGGAGAUGAAGAAGAAGACGAUGAUUUUGCAACCGCAUACGAACUCAUGGAUCUGGCUCGCGUCCUUUACCUGAAGAAGUUGGAUCAGACUCAAGAAUCUGUUCUUGAAGACUCGGAAAAGGGCAAAUACGUCGCAUCAAUAGAUCUGACGCCCGAAGUCAAGAACCUCAAGAAUCGAGUCGCGGACAUCUAUGAUCUACAGUCAGAGGUCUCGUUGGAGGGCGAAAAGUAUUCAGAUGCGGUGACUGAUCUCAAGAACUGCCUAGCAUUAAGAGAGGAGCUCGAGUCUCCGGAGUCCAGCAUUCUGGCCGAGUGCCACUACAAACUUAGCCUGGCACUUGAGUUCAGUUCUCAAACACAACAGCGCGAUGCAGAUGGAAAUCCUAGUGGCGACCUCGAAGUGGACUGGGGGAUUCGAAAUGAAGCGAUAGCUCAACAAGAAAAGGCGAUUGAAUGCUGCAAGCUACGAAUAUCCAAAGAGUCGGCAGCGCUUGAGAAGAUGGAAGCGGGUCCACCGAAAGACAAGGCGAUGGCGCAAGUUGAGGAUGUCCAAGACAUGGUUGGGGAGAUGGAUGUGCGACUGGCCGAACUUCGCAAACCGCCUGUCAGUGUCAAGGCCGAGACCGAGAUGAAAGAACAGAUUUCGGGUGUCUUGGGUAGCCUGCUAGGCAGUGGCGCCACGGACCAGGAAAGGAAAGAGAAACUGGCGCAGGUAUCGGAAACAGCGAAUGAUCUAACAGGACUGGUCAAGAGAAAGAAACCGAAGACGAGUGGCCUUGACAGCGGUAUCGGGUCUGCUGCAUCAACACCGGCUGCAACAGAGGCCUCGGAAGCAGGUCCGGCAGCCAGCAAGGGCAAACGCAAGGUUGAGUUUGUGGACGAAGUUGAAGACGGUCAGAGCGAUAAGAGAACGAAGGUAGAAGACGUGGUAUAAUGUUGCGAGAUGUGAUUGAGAAGUGGUGUCUGCGGCGAACACAGGAUCGGCAAGAGAGACGUGGGAGCUCGCCAACUGUUCAGCUGCUGUUUGAGGUCAAUGGCCUCUACACUAUACGAGUACCAUUGAUGUGAUUGUAUCUGAUAUCCAUCAGGCGGAUUUAAGUUGUUCCGGUAAUCAUAAGCUAGGCCCACUUGGUAUCAGGCGGAUCACGUGAGAUAUGCCGACGACGAGGUCCUUUCUUCUUGCGUUUUUCGUUAGCAC
Molecule: messenger RNA, 1895 nt
Organism: Exophiala viscosa
Lineage: Eukaryota; Fungi; Ascomycota; Eurotiomycetes; Chaetothyriales; Herpotrichiellaceae
Product: HAT1-interacting factor 1
Exons: 1
Coding region: 120-1631 (503 amino acids)
Biological process (GO): CENP-A containing chromatin assembly; DNA replication-dependent chromatin assembly
Cellular component (GO): nucleoplasm
Molecular function (GO): histone binding
Source: RefSeq, a predicted model, not a curated record